Cinclus cinclus is the source of this 588-nucleotide messenger RNA. RefSeq names its product olfactory receptor 14J1-like. Gene Ontology annotation, molecular function: olfactory receptor activity. Gene Ontology annotation, biological process: G protein-coupled receptor signaling pathway. Lineage: Eukaryota; Metazoa; Chordata; Aves; Passeriformes; Cinclidae. The transcript is spliced from 2 exons. The record is from RefSeq and is a predicted model, not a curated record. The annotation marks the transcript as partial. Gene Ontology annotation, cellular component: membrane.
CUGCACUACGGGACCCUCCUGGGCAGCAGAGCUUGUGCCCACAUGGCAGCAGCUGCCUGGGCCAGUGCCUUUCUCAAUGCUCUGCUGCACACAGCCAAUACAUUUUCCCUGCCCCUGUGCCAUGGCAAUGCCCUGGGCCAGUUCUUCUGUGAAAUCCCCCAGAUCCUCAAACUCUCCUGCUCACACUCCUACCUCAGGGAACUUGGGCUCAUUGCUGUUAGUGUCUGUUUAGCUUCUGGCUGUUUUGUGUUCAUUGUUUUCUCCUAUGUGCAGAUCUUCAGGGCUGUGCUGAGGAUCCCCUCUGAGCAGGGAAGGCACAAAGCCUUUUCCACCUGCCUCCCUCACCUGGCUGUGCUCUCCCUGUUCCUCAGCACUGUUUUCAUUGCCUACCUGAAGCCCCCCUCCAUCUCCUCCCUAUCCCUGGAUCUGUCCCUGUCAGUUCUGUACUCAGUGGUGCCUCCACUUCCUGACGAUCCCUGGACAAUGCUGCUCCUGAUUUUGGAAUCGGCCAGUGCAGAUGUUUAUGGGACAGGAGCCCUCUGGGGCUGUAGGCUGAUGGUUGCAAGGUGCAUGAGCACAUCUCAUUAG